This is a messenger RNA of Adineta ricciae, 1239 nucleotides long. The record is from the annotation of a GenBank genome assembly. Lineage: Eukaryota; Metazoa; Rotifera; Eurotatoria; Adinetida; Adinetidae.
AUGUUUGAAAAAAGUACUUUUCUGUAUUUCUUGUUUUUUGUUUUCAAUUUAUCAAUUCAAGCUGAUCCACAAAUCUGCGAUGGAUUAUUACAAUAUGACAAAUGUUCAACCAAUCCAUCGUGCCUUUGUCUUCAUUCUGUCUCUUCUAAUGCAACUGGUAUCUGCGCACUUCAAAGUGCCACUUGUUCAGAACUUGUUUCAUGUGUAUUAAACACUUCUCCGUGUUCUCAACCAAACCACAUAUGUGUUCGACACCCUCAAUGCCAAAAUCAACCUGUAUGUUACCCGUUGUCAAUGGCAACCAAUCAACUCUGUCCACCAGUUGUUGAUAAAAUAUGUUCAACAGCGACAUGGUCAAAACAUGGAAUCACGGUUGCUGGUGGACACGGUUUCGGAAGAGAUUUGCACCAACUGGCCGAUCCAUAUGGAAUAUUUCUCGAUGAGAACGAUGCGAUUUACAUUGCCGAUCGUUCUAAUUUUCGUGUGAUUAAAUGGGAACAAAAUUCCACAAUUGGUCAAUGGGCCGCGGGUCUGAAAGUAGAUGGAGAUGCUACUCAUGACCUUCCAUUGAAUAUGCCACAAGAUAUCGUUGUGGAUAAGAAUGGUACAAUUUAUAUUAGUGAUGGAGGAAAUUAUCGAGUUGUUCGAUGGUAUCGAGGCGCAGAUAAAGGUGAAAUUCUUGUUGAUCGUGUGCAAGUGGUUGGCAUCGGACAAGAUAAUCAAGGAUUUGUUUAUGUUUCGGAAUACGCUGCUGGUCAAAUAACCAAAUGGAACUUUGAUGAGGAUGAGUUCGAUGGGCAAAUUGUUGCAACAAAUUUACCCUUAUCGACUUUUAUCUAUAUUGAUGGAAAACGAUCGAUUUAUUCUGCUGGAAUGAGUGCAAAUCGAAUAGCUAAAGUGGUGGAAGACGCUGAUGAGCCAAUUCUUGUUGCUGGACCAUCAGGUGUUGUAGGUGAUGCGUUUGAUCAGCUUAACAGCCCAACAGGUGUUUAUGCAGAUGAACAAGAAACAGUUUAUAUCGCUGAUACGAAUAAUCAUCGAGUAAUGCGUUGGUUGAAAGGUGCGACAAGUGGAACAUUGAUUGCCGGUGGAAACGGUGAAGGUUCAUCAUCAGAUCAAUUGAAUUACCCUUCUGAUGUAUUUCUUGAUCGAGAGGGAAAUCUGUAUGUUACUGAUACGUUAAAUAAUCGAGUCCAGAAGUUCUUAGUUGAUAAAAGCUCUUGUCAGAAGAAAAAAUAA